Messenger RNA from Metarhizium brunneum ARSEF 3297, 855 nucleotides. RefSeq names its product Splicing factor YJU2 (gene yju2). The record is from RefSeq and is a predicted model, not a curated record. Lineage: Eukaryota; Fungi; Ascomycota; Sordariomycetes; Hypocreales; Clavicipitaceae. Gene Ontology annotation, cellular component: U2-type catalytic step 1 spliceosome. Gene Ontology annotation, biological process: mRNA splicing, via spliceosome.
AUGUCGGAGCGUAAAGUUCUUCAGAAAUACUAUCCCGCGGAUUUCGAUCCCCGCGAAAUCGCUCGGCGCCGCGUGCCAAAAUCCGAAAGCAGUGGACCUCGUUUCCAGACGGUGCGCCUCAUGGCGCCAUUCAGCAUGAAGUGCAUGACAUGCGGAGAGUUCAUAUACAGGGGGCGAAAAUUUAACUCCCGGAAGGAGACGAACAUAGAACACAAGUACCUGAACAUCCAGAUCUUCCAGUUUCACAUUAAAUGCACCAGGUGCAGCGCAGAAAUCAUAUUCCGAACAGAUCCGAAAAACAAUGACUACGCAAUGGUGAGGGGCGCUGUGCGCAACAUGGAGCCCUGGAGAAACAAAGUCGCGGAGGACGAAUCGGUAGACGAGAGACUAGAUCGAUUGGAACUAGAAGAGGCUGAAGCUGCUGGGGAAGAGGAGAAGAAUGCAAUGGCGGAUCUCGAGGCGAAGAAUGCCGAUGCCAGGAGGGAAAUGGCUGCGGCAGACAUGUUGGAUGAGAUUCGACAACGGAAUGCAAGAAUACACCGGUCAGAAAAGGAGGGGACAGAUUACGCCGAUACUAUUGUGCGGGCCGAGGACGAGGAGCGGGCGAGGCAGGAGAAGGAGGACGAGGAGGCAGCAAAGAAGGCUUUCGCAGAUGCUCGGGCCCGGAUGGAGACGCGGGUGGAUGGAUUGGACGAUUCUUCCAGCAGCGACAGAAUAUCACAGCGACAACCGAGUGUCGAUGUUGACCAUCCAACAGGCCCCCUGGUUCCACCGCCUUCAUUUAAGAGGACAGUGAAGAAGAAGAAGGACCAUUCUGCGCUGUUGGGUAUCAAGAAGAAGCCUACACUGGUUUGA